AUGAAGCUCCUCUCCGUACUCGUUGUUGCAGUAUCGCUCUUCAAAGCUAGCGCUCUCCCCGUCGAGUCAACGGGGGUUGAAAAUGUUAGUCACGUCAAGAACGUAGCAAAAGCCCCACCAUUCACCGGCGGAGUUGCGUUCCCCAAACGACAGAGCGACAAGGACACAAUUAUUAGAGAGAGAGGAAGGAAGGUACAAAAUCAGGCGCAAGUGCCACCUUUUACUGGCGGUGUUGCGUUCCCGAAACGAGAGAGCGAUAAAGAUACGAUAAUUAGAGCGAGGGGCAGGAAGGUUCAGAACCCAGCAAGAGUACCUCCUUUCACAGGAAGCCCCGCAUUCACUGGGAAGUAG
Colletotrichum godetiae is the source of this 351-nucleotide messenger RNA. RefSeq lists its product as uncharacterized. The record is from RefSeq and is a predicted model, not a curated record. The coding region runs from base 1 to 351 and encodes 116 amino acids. The transcript is spliced from 2 exons. NCBI's taxonomy places the organism in Eukaryota, Fungi, Ascomycota, Sordariomycetes, Glomerellales, Glomerellaceae.